Molecule: messenger RNA, 558 nt
Organism: Lampris incognitus (smalleye Pacific opah)
Lineage: Eukaryota; Metazoa; Chordata; Actinopteri; Lampriformes; Lampridae
Product: gamma-crystallin M3-like
Exons: 3
Coding region: 10-558 (182 amino acids)
Biological process (GO): visual perception; lens development in camera-type eye
Molecular function (GO): structural constituent of eye lens
Source: RefSeq, a predicted model, not a curated record
UUGACAAGAAUGACUACCACCAGCAUGACCAUGGGCAAGAUCAUCUUCUAUGAGGACAGGAACUUCCAGGGUCGUUCCUAUGAGUGCAUGAGCGACUGCCCCGAUAUGUCCUCCUACCUGAGCAGGUGCCACUCCUGCAGGGUGGAGAGCGGCUGCUUCAUGGUUUAUGAGAGGCCCAACUUCAUGGGAAACCAGUUCUUCAUGAGGAGGGGAGAGUACUCUGACUACCAGAACCUGAUGGGAAUGAGCGGAGGCAUCAGGUCUUGCCGUAUGAUCCCCAUGCACAGGGGCCAGUUCAGGAUGAGGAUCUACGAGAGGGAGAACUUUGGUGGUCAGACAUCUGAGCUGAUGGAUGACUGUGACAACAUCAUGGAGCGUUUCCGCAUGUCUGACUGCCAGUCCUCCAACGUGCUGGAAGGCCACUGGCUCCUGUACGAGCAGCCCCAGUUCAGAGGCAGGAUGAUCUAUCUGAGGCCCGGAGAGCACAGGAGCUUCAUGAACAUGGGCCUGAGCGGCAUGAGGAUCAUGAGCAUGAGGCGUAUCACUGAUAUGUGUUAA